AUGGCCAACAAUACAUGGGCACGCCGACGUCCUGGCGCCUCGUCCAGAAUGGGCCCAGGGACCGCCUACGAGAUGCCGCUCCGACAGCUCGCAGCACCGCAACCCCACGACUCCCACCCUUCUCUCGGCCACCUGGUCCUCCUCGUCUUCAAGGCUGUUCUCGAGGUCGUGUGCGUCAACUUGCCUGGCUACAUCGUCGCACGAUUGGGGCAUUUCGAUGCCGACAAACAAAAGUUCCUCGCCAACCUCUAUGUUAUGCUCUUCACACCUUGCCUGAAAUGCGGACUCAAGGACGUACUCUUCACUAAUCUGGCAUCACAUCUGAACGCCGACAAGCUGGUUGAACUUGCAGUCAUACCCGUCAUCUUUAUCGUCCAGACACUCGUUUCCUACGUCGUCGCCACCGGUGUUUCGCGAGCAUUCGGUUUCAACAAACGAGCGUCCAACUUCGUCACCGCCAUGGGCGUCUUUGGCAACUCCAACUCUCUGCCGAUUUCUCUCGUUCUGUCGCUGUCGCAGACGCUAAAGGGUCUCCACUGGGACAGGAUACCCGGCGAUAACGACGAUGAGGUGGGCGCUCGCGGCAUCCUCUACCUCCUCAUCUUCCAGCAGCUCGGACAGUUGGUUCGAUGGAGCUGGGGUUAUCACGUCCUCCUGGCGCCCAAGGACAAGUAUCCCGAAUAUCAGAAUGAGCGGGUCGAGGAGGGUCGCUACACGGACGAGCAAGAUGCACGCGAGGCGGACGCGCUUCUGCCUGGCUUUGAAGGCGACACGGCUGCCAACUCUCGCUCGCCCUCGAGCAGCGAUCUGUCGCAAUACGAGCCCGGCGGUCGCACCCCGUUGCCCACCAGUCCCAGAUCUCCUUGGUCGAUUCCGACACGGAUGACGAGAGCCAACCUUUCAUCGCGAAGAAGGCUGCGUCACCAACGCCGUGCAGUCCAGCGUAACGUGGCCGUACCUCUGAUCCUGGUCGUCCUCGGCGCCAACCUGGCCCGCAACACGCAGAAGAGCGAGAAGCAACGUGAUCCUGAGGAGGACAUUAUCGGCCAGAAGCUCCUCAUCGCUUCGCUCAUCUGCCGUAUGCUUCUCCCCACACUCAUCAUGGCCCCCAUCCUCGCUGUCUUCGCCAAGUACGUGCCCGUGAGCAUCCUUGACGAUCCCAUUUUCGUCAUCGUGUGCUUCCUCCUUACGGGUGCCCCGAGUGCCCUGCAGCUGGCCCAGAUUUGCCAGAUCAACGAGGUCUACGAGGGCGUUAUGUCGAAGAUUCUCUUCCAGAGCUACGUCAUUUGGAUCCUUCCCUCCACCCUCGUUCUUGUUAUGUGUGCCCUUGAGGUUGUCGAGUGGGCCCAGCUCGGCUAG
Verticillium alfalfae VaMs.102 is the source of this 1359-nucleotide messenger RNA. Its product is annotated as auxin Efflux Carrier superfamily. The transcript has 4 exons. Gene Ontology annotation, biological process: transmembrane transport. The record is from RefSeq and is a predicted model, not a curated record. Gene Ontology annotation, cellular component: endoplasmic reticulum; membrane. Bases 1 to 1359 code for a protein of 452 amino acids. Lineage: Eukaryota; Fungi; Ascomycota; Sordariomycetes; Glomerellales; Plectosphaerellaceae.